AUGUACGUCCGCCGCCUGCCCGUCGCGCUGGCCUCUGGUCUCCUCCUCGGAUACGGCGCCUGGCAGUACAACAGCGCCGACUCCGUGCCCGGGGCCGCCGUCACCCACAGCUUCACCACCACCCGCGGGGCGGCCGAUGCCGCGCCGACGCGCACCGUCUUGGUUGUUGGAGCCGACGAGCUGAGGCAGGGCACCAUCGUCGGCGAGGGGCCGCUGUACAAGGCAUCGACCGAGGACGGCCACCGCAUCGUCGAGAUGCUCACGCCCGAACAGGCCACCGCCAAGCUGCGUCGCCAGGAGCAGUCCUUUUACGUCAACCGCGGCCAGGGCGUCACGCGCUACGACCUGGUCCAGCUGGGGAGCAAUGAUCCCAUCGAAGACGACCACGCAGAGAAGAUUGUCGAAGUGCCCGUCCGGACGCCCCCCACCGACCCCGAGGGGGAAGAAGUUGUCACUACCAGCGACUGGAUGUUUUGGGGUGUUUUCGAUGGUCACUCCGGCUGGACGACGUCUGCGACAUUGCGAGAAAGCCUCAUUAGCUACGUGGCUCGAGAACUAAACAGCACCUACAAGGCCUCCUCCACCGAGAUGCCGCCCCCCGAAGCCAUUGACUCCGCCAUCAAGGCUGGCUUCACCCGCCUCGACGACGAAAUCGUCCAUAAGAGCGUCGAAAAGGUCUUCAAGGCAAGCUCAAAGGCUGUCGCCGCCGAGCUCCUGCAGCCCGCCCUGUCUGGCUCUUGCGCACUUCUCUCUUUCUACGACAGCAGGAGCGAGUUGCUGCGCGUGGCAUGCACCGGUGACUCUCGCGCCGUCUUGGGCCGUCGGUCAAAGUCUGGAAAAUGGACAGCCACGGCUCUUUCCGAGGACCAGACAGGAGGCAACCCUAGCGAAGUCGCCCGCAUGCGAAUGGAGCACCCCGGUGAGGAGCACGUUAUCCGCAACGGUCGCGUUUUGGGGGGUCUGGAGCCAACCCGUGCCUUUGGCGAUGCCGUUUACAAAUGGAGCCGUGAAGUCGCCGGAAGACUGCGCGAAAACUUCUUUGGCCGGAGCCCUUCCCCCUUGUUGAGGACUCCUCCCUACGUUACGGCAGAGCCUGUUGUUACAACAACCAAGAUUGAGCCCGAGAAUGGCGACUUUGUUGUGCUUGCCACCGACGGACUGUGGGAGAUGCUGACGAACGAGGAGGUCGUUGGCCUUGUCGGCCAGUGGAUCGAGACGCAGAAGACGGGCAAGCCAAGCUCGCAGUUUGACAAGGCCUGGUCCAAGGUCUUUGGCUCACAGAGCAAGCCGCUCCCGGUGGAGCAGGCCAGAGAAGCGGCUGGCUUCGACGGAAAGACGCCGAUUCGUGUGCAGCAAUGGGGAAUUGAUCCCGACGCAAGAGACCGGUUUGUCGUAAGAGACAAGAACGUGGCCACUCAUCUCGUCCGCAACGCUCUCGGUGGAGCCAACGACGAGCAGGUCUGCGCUCUCCUAACACUCCCAUCGCCGUUUUCAAGGCGAUAUCGCGAUGAUUUAACAGUUCAGGUCAUUUUCUUUGGCCACGGCGAUAAGACAAGCGACAAGACUGGCGAUGUCACAGUCAACCUAGACGCGACGACAGAUCAAGACCCUAGAGCUAGGCUUUAG
Messenger RNA from Trichoderma citrinoviride, 1626 nucleotides. Its product is annotated as phosphatase 2C-like protein. Gene Ontology annotation, biological process: protein dephosphorylation. Bases 1 to 1626 code for a protein of 541 amino acids. NCBI's taxonomy places the organism in Eukaryota, Fungi, Ascomycota, Sordariomycetes, Hypocreales, Hypocreaceae. The record is from RefSeq and is a predicted model, not a curated record. Gene Ontology annotation, molecular function: protein serine/threonine phosphatase activity. The transcript has 3 exons.